GUCAGACAUGGAGAGAGCAAGCGGGAGUGCUGUCUAAUGUUUUUAAUUCUUUACUGACAGCCGGGAAAGACAGUCUCAUCGAUCUCUGGAUCUGAAGAGAGUGCUCUCACGCUGACGUAAAAAAAAAAAAAAAAUGGUUUUAGUAACACCUGUAUUGUUGCUGCUGCUCUCUUGGAUAUCGACGCAAACUGUCGCAGAGAUUUGCCGGGGGACGCACUGCUACGGCGCAGACACUGGCGAUCCAAGACCGUGCACCGGAGCGCACUGUCCGGGGGGCAGAGCCGCCAGACCGCCGCGGCACCAUCACCAGACAGCGCAGGGGAGAGCGGCGCAGGUAGUUGCCGGCCAACACCAUGCGUACCCGGGCUCCCCAAGAGCAGUUUCAGAGGUCUAUCCGGCUGUGCAGCCACUUCGCGUGCGGCACAGUGACAGCAGCAGUAGCACGCGGAUAAGAGCGCCUGAAGUUUUACCUGCAGGAUGCACGGAUGCGGACUGCGCCGCUCUUGUGAAACAAUUUCAGCCCACCAAUGACACCCGAGAAUGUAAAGGGAUCGAGUGCAGACUGCCUCUGAGGAUACGGCCAAAAGCCCGUGCGAAGUCAUGUGUGGGAGAGGGCUGUAGUUCAGAGGAGAGCGGCAGCCUGUUCCCUCCUGUCCAUCUGUCCGACAGAGCCGCACAGUUUCUGGGGGAUUUUCCGGAGCUUGGAUAUCCUUCUCCAGACCUUGGCGGAGCGCCUUUGGGUGUCCAGCUCACAUGUGACAUCAAGCCAGGAGAGAAUGAAGUUCCCUCAGAAGAUGCCCUCAUCUUGCACCUCCAGCUGGCCAAAGGGCAGGAGAAGCUGGUGGAGGCCCUCCAAGGCCAGCAGAUCGUCAUCCGCGACCUGCAGCAGAAGCUUGCCGACCAACAGGAGGCGCUUCUGUCCCAGCAGAGGGAGAUCCUGGACCAGCAGCGGCGCAUGUAUGAGCAGAUGGAUGUGGUGAAGGCCCAGUAUGGCCUCCUCUCAGACACUGUCAAACAGUUUCCUUCCAGGGCCUGCAGGGUGAGCUGCAGAGCUACUUCGAGAGCCAUCUGGCCGGUCUUCAGAGCCAGGCCCGCAGCCACCUGCAGAAGUCCUACGCCGUGCACAAAAUGGAUCUGGAUUCCAAAACGAUGGAUGUAGUCGGAGAGGCUCGUUUACCUCAACCUCUGCUGGGAUGCCCUACGCCCUGUGGGCAGGAGGAGUACUGUGAUUUUCAGAGGGACCCGCCUCAGUGUGAGAAGUGCACCAUGUGUCCACCGGGCUUCUUCCUGAUCUCCCAGUGUUCUCCAACUGCAGACAGGAUGUGCCAGGACAGAGAUGAAUGCCUUGAAUUACCAAACAUUUGUGGAGAGCGAGUGAAGUGCCUUAAUACUCCAGGUGGGUUCAGGUGUCUGGGAGUUUCUGAGAGAGAAGCAGUCAGGGGCUUGUGUGGUCAUGACUACUUCUACAACCAGGAGCUGCAGGAGUGCCAGGCCUGCGCCGACUGUGAUGGGGAGCCUGUUUCUGUGACCUGCACAGCUGUCACUGACUCUGUCUGCGGCCAGCCCUCAGAAAGUCAACUCUCCCAGUCUUGGGGGGCCAAUGUGGGAGUUCCUUCUGCCCGAACAUCUGGCACAAACAUCUUUCCAGGGCUUCAACUAAACAUCCGAACCAAAGAAAAAAUAGAUCUGUUGUCCAAUGAGGUGGGGCAGAUAACGUUCCUGCAGCAUGGCCUGGUCUGGUUGGAUCAUAAUUUUGCGAUCAAGCACAGCUGCAGGAACUUCCUUCAACUGGGAAUGAGGCUCAAUGGGAGCCAAGAAGAGGAGGGGCGGGACCUCAGUGGUGUUCGCAUUGAACAGCCGGAUGGGAAGUACUUCCAGGGUGUCAGCGUCAGCAGUGGAGUCGAGGUGGAGCCCAACCACACCUUCACUCUUCUGCUGAAGAGUCCGAAUCAACACUGCAACCAGAGCAAGGAUCUUCACGUCUAUGAUAUCGCCACCAAUUCUCUCAGCUUGCUCUGGUUGUCGCACGAUACUGGUGCCGUAGCGAUGACCGCUCAGAUGUCCCUGUUGACACACUACCAAACUAGCUACCGCCCAACAUUCCGAAUAACCUCAGUCUCCGACCCUUACAUGAUCAUUCUGACGCACGACAACCGCGGUGUACGCUUCACAGAAAGCGGCGUUGUAAAGUUUGUCCUCCAGCAGGCACUUUACUCAAUGGGCCACACCUGCAUCCGAGAGGGUUUCUCCCUGAUUGCCUACACUAACCAUAACGGGACCGGCCACGAGGCAAUGCAAGCCUUCAAGACGGGCGUCAACUACAGGGACACCUCCAUCACCCUCUCUGGCGCUGUGAGCGUAGCCAGCGGGGACACGCUCAGCUUCGAGAUCACUUCUCCGUCCCAGUGCAACAUCCGCUACUUUGGGGACAGCACCGGUAUCAGUAUGCUGAGCCUUAUCUGGAUUCCCUCCGCAGUGUCCUCAGCCCUGACCGCUACCGUGUCCAAGACCGGUCUGCCCUCUGGAGCAGUCAGGAACAAGCAGCUGUCCUUCCAGCAGAUCAGUCCGGAAACGCCGCAGGUUCAUUUGUCCCGCCAAGGUGAGCCAAACAGCAGGAAGAACUUUGUUUUCCAUGAGAAAGGGACGGCUAACCUUGCCCUCAAUCUAAAGCUGAUUCACUCCUGCAAUAUUGUCAAACUCACUUUGCAGAGGGCAUUGGGUCCGAGCGGGCCGGCAGCUCCUGUGGCCCAGCAGGUGUCUGGAUCAAUGCCUGAAGGGAGCGAGUGGGCCAGUAUCGGGCUGAGGGCCUCAUUUCCGGUCCAGAAUGGUACAGCAGUCUAUGUAACUCUGGACUGUAUCCGAGGACGGGUUAACCAGAUCACACACGAGGGUGGCACUAACAUUUCGAUCCUCUGGGUUGCAGUGUAAUCCAAGAAGAGGUUUCGUCAUAAAAACUAUUUAGAAAAAAAAGACAGUUUUGCACAACAUUGAAUUGCAGACCAGAUUCAAGAAUUGACCAAAUCAAGAGAGAAUACUAGAGGAUAAACGACUUUAUACAUUGUAGAUGGAAAACCAUGUCAUUCAUCUAUAACACAUAUUUUGUUUUAUUAUUGUUUUAAAUAUAUGUUUUCAAGACUGUUAUUGUGAAAUCUCUUUUGGGUAUAAUUAACAUACUGUAAGUACUGCUUUUUCUUGAAGUACUUCGGCUGGUUGAGCAGUGACCAAUUCUUAAAUGGGAUGUGUUUGUGUAUGUGAUUGUGUGAGUGUGUGUCUGUACAAUAUGUAUGAGUGUGUUCAUACAUGUGCAGUGGUGCUUAUAUGUGUGUAUGUGUACAAAGAAAUUGGCAUGCCUACGUUUUGUCAUUUAAUAAGUAUAUCCAUACAUUCCUGCACAUAUUUAACUUGUAUGUAAUAAACUUUUUUGUAUCAUAUCACUAGCAAUUUAAAGGUGGAAGAGUUACAUGACAAAAUAGACACUUUUCCACGAUAUAGAAACUGUGUAUAUAUGCAUUUUUCCACAAAAGAAAAUCCCUUCAAUAGUUUGUUACUAAAAGACAAAAUGUCCAUAGUAAACUCAAACAAGCAGGAAUUGUUUUUCGAGGACGUUUUUGAUCAUAUUUAUUUGCCUUUUGUAAAAUGGGACUUUUGUAUCUACACUAUAGAAUACACAUAUUUGUCAGACACGAUAAAAGUAUAAAUAUAACGUGGCAAAGCACUGAGCAUGCAGUGUUGCUUUUCAAAGCUACAUGCAGCGAUCGCCUCUAUCGUAUGUUUAUUUGCACACAUAGUUUAACUCAGUAUUAUGGAAUGUGCAAACAUUAUACUUUGUUAUUCUUUUGCCUAAAUGCUGUUUCCUGUGAAGAAUUGCCCAUGCAUAUCAAUCCUAAUUGCCUCUGUGUGUGUUCUGUCCUCGAAACAAUUAGGCAUAAUUAAGUGUUUGGCAGGGAAACCGCCACGUAAAUCCUUUAUUCUCACUCCAUUUUGUUCAGAAAAAAAAUCGUUCAUUCUGUGGUUGGGCUACCUGCACAUGUCAAUGCAUGCAUACGUGUUGAACACCAAAUAAAAUGUACAUAUGUUUUGACAUAAAAAAAUAAUUCUGUCCAGCUCGUUAAUACACAGAGGUGAAAUAUA
This is a messenger RNA of Eleginops maclovinus (Patagonian blennie), 4131 nucleotides long. RefSeq names its product NELL (neural EGFL like) family member 3 (gene nell3). The record is from RefSeq and is a predicted model, not a curated record. Gene Ontology annotation, molecular function: calcium ion binding; heparin binding; protein binding. Bases 1129 to 2928 code for a protein of 599 amino acids. NCBI's taxonomy places the organism in Eukaryota, Metazoa, Chordata, Actinopteri, Perciformes, Eleginopidae. The transcript has 5 exons.